Molecule: messenger RNA, 1299 nt
Organism: Perkinsus marinus ATCC 50983
Lineage: Eukaryota; Perkinsozoa; Perkinsida; Perkinsidae
Product: Quinolone resistance protein norA, putative
Exons: 10
Coding region: 1-1299 (432 amino acids)
Biological process (GO): transmembrane transport
Cellular component (GO): membrane
Molecular function (GO): transmembrane transporter activity
Source: RefSeq, a predicted model, not a curated record
AUGGUGGCGAUGAAGAAACUCUGGAAGAUAUUGCCGCUUUGUGAUGGAGGUAGCGAUGGUCCGUUGCCCCCAAGUGAGUAUUACACCCUCAAUCAUUGGAAGAGGCUGUUCUACCGCAUUAAAUACCGACCGAGACGGGUGGCCGAUCUAGUCAUGAUAUUCUUUAGCAUCUUCCUAGAGUGGUUGGGGAGUACACUAUUGGCACCCGUCACACCAUGGUAUAUCGAGGAUCUAGCUCCCGAUAUGAACCAGGGUACAGCCGCCUCUAUUCUAAUGGCUGCUUAUGCUGUGGGGACGUUCCUUGCCUCUCUAGUCACCGGACCACUCAGUGAUAGACUCGGUCGUCGUCCAGUGUUUCUGUCGGCAAUGACUAUCUACACCGUUGCUCAGUUCCUCAUGGCCAACGCUUGGGAUAUCGGCAGUUUUGCCGGCUUCCGUGCUAUGGCUGGGGUUGCCGCUGGUACUAGACCUUGUAUUAUGGCGUACCUUACAGAUAGUAGUCGGCCUAUCGAUAUGAAGCUCUAUGGUGUCUUCAUGGGCUUGUUUGUGGUGGUGGGACAAAGUCUAGGGCCUGCGAUAGGUGGUGCUCUAGCCAGCGUUAGUCUUUCCUUUCCAUUCUACUUUAUUGGUGUUAUCUCUGCGAUUCUACUGGUGUUUAUGUAUAUCUUCCUGAGGGAGUCUUUGGUGAAGGAUGAGCAUGGUAUGCCUGUGAAUCGAUUUGCUCGCCGCCCGGAGGAUAAAGAGCCUCCAGCUAACAAAUACCUCUGGCCGACUGUUGUCUGCCUUGCUAUUGCGUCUUUCUCGGGACAGUACCUUCAAAUAAACUGGUCGACUGUCUUCGGUCUAGUAGGUGCCGAUCAGUAUCAUCUAUCAACAUCGGCAAACGGCGGAGUACUGGGCAUUCAGGCUAUAGCAUCAAUCGUGGUUAACUGUAUUUAUCUGCCUUUAACUCAUUUGCUCGAGUCGGCGUUACUCGGCUCGAUUGGGAUGCUCAUAUCCAUCGGUAUAAUUGGUGUUCCUUUCAUAGACAACCUCGUUGGAGUUAUUUUCCUGGGUAUGUGCAUCCAGGCCGGAACCGCCUUGUAUUUCGCUGGUAUGGCUUAUUUCAACUCGGUCAUCGCACCACCAAAAAAGCGAGGUCUCAUCAAUUCCUCCGUCAUGGGUGCUGCCAAUGUCGGUGGCAUCGUAGGGCCUCUGGUGGGUGGUGAUCUCUAUGAUCUUGAUCCGACGUAUCCAUUCUAUCUCAGUGUUAUACUAUCUUGUAUUGCUGUCUAUGGAUUAGCACGAGUCAUUCAGUGA